Molecule: messenger RNA, 1113 nt
Organism: Arabis nemorensis
Lineage: Eukaryota; Viridiplantae; Streptophyta; Magnoliopsida; Brassicales; Brassicaceae
Source: the annotation of a GenBank genome assembly
AUGGAAAACAACGAGAUACAUGUUGCUAUUUGGCAUGCUUGUUCCGGGUUAAUCCGUAUGGCUCCCAUUCUGUCUUCCACCGUAUAUUACUACCCACAAGGACAUGUCGACAACUAUGGUGGCUCUGCCUCAACGCAGACGCUUUGUGCUAACUUUCCCAGCAUAAAAUGUCACGUUAACUCUAUGAGAUUUCUGGCUGAUCCGGCGACUGACGAGGUGUUUGCGCACAUGAAUAUGAGGCCUAUGCAGCCUCAAGAGACUAGUGUUGGACCCGCUAGGUCAAAAGAGCCGGUAACGGAUUUCAUCGACUCUGUUUUUUAUAAGCCUUUGGAGUAUUCUGAUCUUAUUGGUGGGGGUUUGAGAGUUGAGAAAAUAUUCGACAAGGAGAAGGAAGAUAACAUUGUCGUUAUACACGAUAUACACAACCGCGAAUGGGAAGUUCAGCACGUCUAUGACAAUGCAAGCAAUUCCCAUCAUCUUACUAAUGGAUGGAGUCGCUUUACCUCUUCCAAAAAGCUUCACGCAGGAGACGAGUUAGUUUUCAUGAGAACUAAAGAUGGUAGAGUCAUUGUUGGAAUAAGGAGAAGUGUAGUCUCAAUUAGCCAGAAUCACGAACCUACCGGAUUCUCCUUCAUCAGAAACGUAGCUCAUGGAGAUAAGAUUGCGCGAACCGGAAAUGGCCUGUGCUCUGUGGAAAGUCUUGGAACAGCUAUGGGAAAUGCAUUGAAUAAGGUUGAGUUUGAAGCGGUUUACUACCCGAUGACUGGAAAGUCGAGCUUUUUCUAUGAUUCAGAGGCUGUAGAUUUCUUUGCGAAAAAGAAAUGGGUUAUUGGAAUGAGGGUGAAAAAGAACAUAGUUGUGGACCACCGUUUAGGGAGGAUUACUCACUUUGGUUUCAUUACAGGCAUACGUAACGAGCGUAACUCUCCCUGGAAACGUCUCAAGGUCAUGUGGGACCAAGUAGAAGCUGAGCAACUGGAAAACUGUUGGGAAAUAAGGCCAGAUAUUCCCUCUGUCCCUGAACAAAAGAGAGAGCCAGAUAUUCCUAUUGUCCGUGAGCCAAAGAGAGGAUUCAAGUUGUUUGGUCAAACAAUGGCAGUUAAUGAGAUUUAG